Messenger RNA from Thamnophis sirtalis, 2760 nucleotides. It is a transcript of the gene MED25, whose product is annotated as mediator complex subunit 25. Gene Ontology annotation, biological process: positive regulation of transcription by RNA polymerase II. The record is from RefSeq and is a predicted model, not a curated record. Gene Ontology annotation, cellular component: mediator complex; transcription regulator complex. NCBI's taxonomy places the organism in Eukaryota, Metazoa, Chordata, Lepidosauria, Squamata, Natricidae.
UUAUUGAAGUGUGGAGGGGAGAGAGAAAGAAAUUCCGAGUGCGAGGCACAAAUAACCUUCCUGCUUCUCCUCCAUCCUCUCAUUUGAGCAAAGCCAAAACAACACCCUUCCCAUUUCUCCUUCGUGGCUUUGGUUUUACUAAAUUAAGCUUUGAGAGUAAAAUCAGAACAAGUAAAGCCUAAGCUGUCGCGGAAGCAAUAUUUGUUUUUCAUUUUCUUAAUUUUUGGGACGCAUAACAACUAAAGGGCGUGGCAACUAGCUGCUGGCUUUCAGAAUGGCUCUUGAUGGGAGUAGUAAAGCUGAAGGAGAUGGUGGUACCAAUGCUGGACAUGCCUGCUCAACCUAUCGGGAUGGUUGCUGAUGUUGUAUUUGUUAUUGAAGGCACUGCCAAUCUUGGGCCUUACUUUGAAUCUUUGCGCAAGCAUUAUCUUCUCCCUGCAAUUGAGUACUUUAAUGGUGGUCCUCCAGCUGAAACAGACUUUGGAGGAGAUUAUGGUGGUACCCAAUACAGUCUGGUGGUGUUCAAUACAGUAGACUGCGCUCCUGAAUCAUAUGUACAGUGCCAUGCGCCAACGAGCAGUGCGUAUGAAUUUGUCACAUGGCUGGACAGCAUUCAGUUUGUGGGUGGUGGUGGUGAGAGCUGCAGCCUCAUCUCAGAAGGUCUCAGUACUGCCCUACAACUUUUUGAUGACUUCAAGAAGAUGAGAGAGCAAAUAGGUCCCACACAUAAAGUCUGCAUCCUCAUAUGCAACUCACCCCCAUACCUGCUUCCAGCUGUGGAGAGUACCACAUAUUCAGGCUAUACAACAGAAAAUCUGGUUCAAAAGAUUGGUGAGCGGGGAAUUCAUUUUUCUAUUAUCUCUCCACGGAAACUGCCAGCUUUGCGCAUUCUCUUUGAGAAAUCUGUGACAGGGAACAUGUUGGAGACUCAAUUGAAAGACUACAGCCAGGAUCCCCGACACAUGAUCCUUAUCCGUGGUAUGGUACUUCCAGUAGGAGGAGCAGGAGCAACCAAUAACAACCUGCAGCCCAAACAACCUGUAUCCCAGCCUCCCCCAGUUCCUCCUCCACUCCCUCCGGCACAACCACAAGUUCUGCCACAGGUUUCUCAGCCGUAUCAGGUUACACAAUCCACUACUCUUACUGCGGCGCAGGCAGCUGCUCAGUCUGCUGUGGACGCUGCCAAGAACCAAAAGGCUGCUCUAGUCACCCGCUUCCCUUCGUUGAAUACCAUGCAACCAGCUUUCAGUCAACCUCCUCCGCAGACCCUUCCAACAGGCUCCGUUCCAGCUCUGACUCAAAAGCUCCCUGCCUCGUCCCAGUCUAGUCUGGUCUCCACAGUAACCACAGGCUCUGGCCUGCUGGUUCAGCCACCUGUGCAAGCCUCCCCACAAUCUGGUGCAUCAGCCAUGACUAGUGGUGUGCCUCCCAACAGUAUGAAUGUGACUCAGCCAACACAGGCACAAAUUGGAGCACCCCAGCAAUCUAUCCCAAACAAAGUGAUGGCAUGGAGUGGGGUGCUGGAAUGGCAGGAGAAGCCGAAGCCAACUUCUGUGGAUUCCAAUACUAAGCUCACACGUUCCCUGCCUUGCCAGGUGUAUGUCAAUCAAGGAGAGAACUUGAAAGCUGAGCAGUGGCCCCAGAAGCUCAUUAUGCAGUUAAUUCCCCAACAGCUCUUGACAACUCUGGGUCACCUGUUCCGCAAUUCUCGCAUGGUGCAGUUCCAUUUCACCAAUAAAGACUUGGAAUCCCUCAAGGGACUGUAUCGCAUCAUGGGCAAUGGAUUUGCAGGCUGUGUCCACUUCCCUCACACAACACCUUGUGAGGUGCGAGUUCUGAUGCUGCUGUACUCCUCCAAGAAGAAAAUCUUCAUGGGGCUCAUUCCUUAUGACCAGAGUGGUUUUGUCAACGGGAUCCGCCAAGUCAUCACUAAUCAUAAACAAGUUCAGCAGCAAAAGCAGAUGGGGGGUUCUCAGCCCAUGGGGUCCACACCCAACACACAAUCCUUCCUGACAAAGCAGCCUGGCACUUUGCCAGUAACUCCAGGAGUCCAGCAGCAGAUGGGUGGGCAACAGGUGAGCCCCGGUAUGCCUCAGGUGGGAAUCAUGGAAGAACGGCAACAGGGUUUGUUGCAGCUCCGAGUGCAGCAACCUCAGCCAGCUGCCCACCAACCUCCACAAGCACAGGGUCCCCCACAGGCUGGGCCACAGGCCACCCAAGGAGGGGCCAUGCUUAGGCCCCAAAACCCAGGAGCCAACCCUCAGCUCCGAAGUCUUCUUCUAAGCCAACAACCGCCCCAAGCUGGAGUCCCUCAAUCCCAGCAGCCCCUUCACCACCUACAACAAGGGUCUUCAGGAAUGUUACCACACCAGUCCAUGGGGCAGACUCUUGGGCAUCAGCCUCCUGGGCAGCAACAGCUCCAGCUUCCUGGACAGCUUCUCAUGCACCAAGCUCUUGGGCAGCAGUGGCCAGCCCAGAUGGCACCACGGCCACAAUUGCAAGGUCAAAUGUUAAUGAACCCUGGUCCCCGGGGGCCUGUUUCUCAACCAGGCCUGCAGCAGGUUCCUGCCCCCAGCAUCAUGGAAGAUGACAUCCUCAGAGACCUCAUCUGAGGACGCAGGAGGAUAUUCCUCCAAUGUCACCCAGUGCUGAAAUCAUCUCUGUAAAUUGGGAAGGUACUUCCUUUCCAGAGAAUAUUUUUUUUCUCAUUUGUAAUUUUUUUUGUUCUUCUAUUAAGAAAUAUUACACACUUUCAUUGAA